CCACAACCUUAACACUUCCGUUUCCGGUCCGUCCAAACACUUCCAAACAACAAAAGUUGUCAGGAUCGAUUCCCGAACAUUUGUUACAUGUCAGCGCCCAUGUGGUAACCUCUAUUGUUUAUCGCUCAAUAUUACUGGUCAUAUUACACACACCGCCAUUGUCUGUGCGUGCAAGUAUAUGUCUUUGGGGGGAGAAUUCUUUUCAAUUUAGCGGCGAAUCGGUCUGUAGGGAGACUUGUCACGCAAGGGUUCCAGCCGAAGUUGGCGCCGGGUGGCCUGGAUUUUUCGUACGUGGCAAGAUGUGGAGAGGCUAGCUAGAACCGUUUCACAUUUGGAGAGAUGAUCAUGUACUCACACUGACGAUCACACGUCCAUGGGGCUUGCCGUUUUGAUGGCAACCGUUCGCAAAGGGGUCACCAAUGCCGCCACCAAGGCCCCUCGCUCCAAGUCAUCCAACUCCAAUCCCAGCAGGCCACAGACCAGACAGCUGAGGUCAUCAGCGACCCCGCCGGGGUCAGCGGGGAAGAAAGAUGGCGGGUCUGCGAAGGGCAGGAAAGGUGCGGCCCUGCCGCCGUCCAAGAGCAAGUCUGAGACAUCGCUAGCUUCUUCCUUCCAGAAAUUGUCAGUCAAGGAGACAAAAAUUAGUGUUCCUGGACAGCAGAAGUCAGCAAGGUCUAUAUCAUCGUCUUCAAGAAAGGGUAGCAGCACUUCCACCACCAGUAGUCGUGGCGGGAAGACGUUUGCGGGUAUCGAUGACGUGGCUCGGUACAUCCUGGCCAACAAGUGUAAGAAUGUGGUAGUGAUGGCAGGGGCUGGGAUCAGUACUCCCAGUGGGAUUCCCGACUUCAGGUCUCCUGGUACAGGUCUCUAUGACAACCUACAGCAAUAUAACAUCCCCUAUCCUGAGGCCAUAUUUGACAUCGACUAUUUCCACAUGGACUCCCGGCCCUUCUACACCCUGGCCAAGGAGCUGUACCCCGGGAACUACCGGCCGAACUACGUGCACUACUUCAUACGUCUGUUACACGAGAAAGGACUGCUACUGAGAAUGUACACUCAGAAUAUAGACGGGCUGGAGAGGAUGUCAGGAAUCCCAGAGUCCAAACUUGUGGAGGCCCACGGCACAUUUGCCACGGCUUCUUGUAUCAGGUGCAAUGCUAAGUAUUCAGGGAAACAGAUCAAGGCUGCCAUAAUGAAGGGGGAUAUACCAAAGUGUACAAAUAGUAAAUGGUGCAAGGGUAAGAUAAAACCAGACAUAGUAUUUUUUGGAGAGGACUUACCCAGAAGAUUUUACUACUACCUGAAGGACUUCCCCCUGUGUGAUCUGCUACUGGUCAUGGGGACAUCGUUAGAGGUGGAGCCGUUUGCCAGUAUAGUGAACUCCAGCAGAGGCUACGUCCCCAGGGUGCUGUUUAACAGGGACCCCGUCGGUCCGUUUGGCCGCGUGCCGUUACGUGACACGGACUGUGCAGAGCUGGGGGACCUGGUGCAGGGCAUACAGAGGUUCACUCGCAUCCUGGGCUGGAAACAGGCCAUGGAGGAACUCGUAGAGAAGGCUGAGAAAGAACUGGAUGAGAAGCUGAAAAAUGACACCCUAUUCAACGGAGUUGCGGAGUCGGACUCAGACUCUUCCUCGGGCGCCCCCUCUCCCGCCAACGGUACUCCGCCGCGCCGUCAGUUCCACACCUUCACACGGCGACCAAUCAUCCCGCAGGGCAGGAGGAACGGUCACGUCUCAUCGGGGAGCUCCUCUAGCAGCAACCGGACAAACUACAGGUCCAAGAAGGAGGAGAGUAGCGAGGAGUCUAGCGAGGAGUCGGACAGUAGCGAGGGGGAGUCCUCCGAUGGGAGCAGCUCUAACUGAACCUGUCUGUGAAAUUGUGCAUGGUGGGCAGAGACUUUAUUUAAUGCUGCAAGUCUGAUUUGUCAAGAUUCAUAGACAACCAACCAACCAAGUCCCAACGACAGAUGACAUUGUUCAGUACUACUAGUACUAAUUCUUAACCAUGGUCUGGAGAAGGUUGGGAGGCCAUGGCUGGCUAUGUGUGACAGGGGCUUUAGAUCAAACUGAGCAGAGAUGUCAAUGUUGCAAGUUUGAUUUGUCAGGAUUCAUAGACAAGUAGAACAGGCUACCUUACCAACCAACUCUCACUACUGCUUAAUACUGACUCCCAACCAU
Molecule: messenger RNA, 2179 nt
Organism: Branchiostoma floridae (Florida lancelet)
Lineage: Eukaryota; Metazoa; Chordata; Leptocardii; Amphioxiformes; Branchiostomatidae
Product: NAD-dependent protein deacetylase sirtuin-3-like
Exons: 9
Coding region: 374-1864 (496 amino acids)
Molecular function (GO): NAD+ binding
Source: RefSeq, a predicted model, not a curated record